AAUGGAAAAACAAGGAGCGAGUGCUGAUAUUCUCUUCUCGUGGAAUUAAUUUCAGAACAAGGCACCUAAUGCAAGACUUAAGGACAUUGAUGCCUCACUCUAAAGCAGAUACUAAAAUGGACCGUAAAGACCAGUUGUUUGUAAUUAAUGAGGUGUGUGAAAUGAAAAACUGCAAUAAGUGCAUCUUUUUUGAAGCCAAAAAGAAACAGGAUCUCUACAUGUGGCUUGCAAACAUACCCCAGGGGCCAUCAGCUAAAUUCUUGGUGCAGAAUGUUCACACCCUGGCUGAAUUGAAGAUGACAGGAAACUGUCUAAGGGGCUCACGGCCCCUUUUGUCUUUCGAUCCAAUAUUUGACAAGGAGCCACACUAUGCCCUGCUAAAAGAACUGUUCAUUCAGAUAUUCAGCACACCACAGUAUCACCCCAAAAGUCAGCCUUUCGUCGAUCAUGUUUUCACCUUCACCGUUACUGAUGAGAGGAUCUGGUUUCGGAAUUACCAGAUAAUAGAAGAAGAUGCAUCUCUAGUAGAAAUUGGGCCUCGUUUUGUCCUGAACCUCAUAAAAAUAUUCCAAGGUAGCUUUGGAGGACCAACUCUGUAUGAAAAUCCACAUUACCAGUCCCCAAAUAUGCAUCGGCGGCUGAUACGGUUGUCAGUGGCAGCUAAGUUUAGAGAGAAACAGCACGUGAAGGAGGUGCAAAAGAUUAAGAAAAAAGAGUGUAAGGUCCUUAUUGAAGAGGAUCCCACUGAAGUGGUCUUUGAAACUCCGGGUGAAGAAAAGCCAGUGGAAAUACAGCUCGUGAAACCGGAGUCAAAGCCAAUUGUUAAAGAUAAAAAGAAGCUACGCAAGAUUCAGAGGAAGAAGCAAAGAAAGCUUUUCAGAACUGAAGCAUCAGUAUAAAUGUUACAGGGGAUG
Molecule: messenger RNA, 914 nt
Organism: Acanthisitta chloris (rifleman)
Lineage: Eukaryota; Metazoa; Chordata; Aves; Passeriformes; Acanthisittidae
Gene: BRIX1
Product: BRX1, biogenesis of ribosomes, homolog (S. cerevisiae)
Exons: 9
Coding region: 69-899 (276 amino acids)
Biological process (GO): rRNA processing; ribosomal large subunit assembly
Cellular component (GO): nucleolus
Molecular function (GO): rRNA binding
Source: RefSeq, a predicted model, not a curated record